Molecule: messenger RNA, 2312 nt
Organism: Anopheles nili
Lineage: Eukaryota; Metazoa; Arthropoda; Insecta; Diptera; Culicidae
Exons: 5
Coding region: 639-2186 (515 amino acids)
Biological process (GO): multicellular organism development; proteasome-mediated ubiquitin-dependent protein catabolic process
Cellular component (GO): cytoplasm
Molecular function (GO): zinc ion binding; ubiquitin protein ligase activity; ubiquitin conjugating enzyme binding
Source: RefSeq, a predicted model, not a curated record
GUUCAAGCAGAUCGGUCAACUAUUGGUCUGGUAAGGGCAAGCGAGUGCGAUCGUGUGCAUACCCAACGAUGCAUUUAUUCAGUUAGAAUCUCAUCCGGCGCAGGGUUGGGUCGAUUUUGUGACACGUUGUAAGCGCAGGGACGAUGUAAAUCUAUGUGAGGGAUGUAAACGACGUGUAGAUUGAGCUGCAGAACAUCAAAUCCGUCGUGUAGUGAGUGAUUGACGGGCGUUUUUAACGGGCUAGGGAUUCGUGACGUCAGCGGGGUGAUUUUAUCCGAAUCUUAUCGACUGCAUCUUAUCUACGCCCUCCCGGCGUCUGGAAGGGUCGUCAUAAAUUCGUCAUCAUUACCAUAUGGGUGCGCCCAGAUAAAGUCGUGCCGGAAACGAAGGGCAAAUCAGGUACGCGCAAACGAGCCUAGGGCAGCUGAUAAGUAGUGGCGGAAGACCGAAAACAAAGCCAACCAUCGAGGUACAGGAGGGAUUCCGGCUGACAGAGCGUGCUUGACAGUUUUCCAUCCAAGUUGCCUUCGGUUUUGGGAAAGACAGUUUAGGAAGUGAAUGCAAGUGCAGCAGUUCAAUUACGUGUGCAUCCGAGUGCUCGUGGUGGUGUGAAAUCAAUCCCUUUUUGUAAAACGACCAUGGAUAACUGGAAAUGUAAAGCGUGCGGUUGCUUUCCCAACGGGGAAGUGUUCCAGUGUGCCGCCAAGGAUCAUAUCUGGUGCAUUUCCUGCUGGCAGGCAAGGGACAAGGUGCUUUGUGUGUGUGGUGCCAAGAUGCUGAAGGAGAGGAAGGCAAACCCGAUCGAGGGUUUGCUGGACUCGGCGAUGACAUGUUGCCGCUAUGCGGCCAACGGAUGCACCUGGAUGUUCCCUCCGUCCAAGAUGGCUGCACACGUCGGCGAAUGUCGCUACCGGCCGUACGGAUGCAUCGCUGAUGGCCUCAACGUUAUUAAGUGUGAAUGGCACGGGCUUCAGAAGGACAUCGAGGAUCACCUGAAAAAGGAACACCGGAACCUGGGUAACGUGUUUCGAUUCCGCGAGGUCACGUCGCUGGUGUUCAAGGAGCAAGUCUCGCUGGGCGGUCUCAAGUUGAUCGAUGCGUUCAGCAAAACAUUCCUGCUGCACUUCUUCUCGAACGCUGACAGCAAGAAGCUGUUCUUUCUGCUGGUUUACUUCGGGCGCCAUGAAGAAGCCAGCCAGUACUGUUUCGAGCUGGAUAUACGGGCGGGACCGUUCUCCUUGCAGCCUGCGAAGGAAACGUCCGAGCGAUCGGAGGAAGCUUCCGGUGACACAUCCUCGAGUGGGUUUUUGCCCAGCGUUCGAUUUGUGGAGCGAUGCUACUGCGACGCGGAAAAUCUGACCGAACUGCUGGACCAGGAACGGUGCGUUAUGUUAACGCACCAGCAGGUGAAGAAGUACCUCCACAAGGACAAGUUGUACUUCUCGUUCAAGGUCCGUAAGGCAGAUGGAGGCAAUCGUGAUAGAAAGACAUCGAAAACGGGCUCCGUUGAAGAAGCUCCCGUGGUUAAAUCAGCUCAGACGAACGCUAAACCACGACCGGCACCAUUUGUGUUUCCUAAAAAGGGAAAAGCUGAAACAAACACAAAACGGUCGCCUACCAGCUCCAACAGUAGUUCGGGUUCCAGCGCCAACAACAGUUCGAGUUCCAGCUCCAGAAGCUCGUCGUCCUCAACAUCCAGCUCUUCUUCUAGUAGCUCCUCGAACAAGAACAUCUCUAAUCAACCAUCUCGCUCGCCUUCCUCCGCAUCGACGGUGGCACUAGGCAUGAGUUACGUCGGUAACAGGGGAUCGGAAUCACCUCAAGUAAUCCACUCGCUAUCGUCCAUCAAUAGUAUGACGGGAUGCCAUACGACUAUCGCUAAACCGGAACAUAGCCCUUUGAUGACGCCCUCCAUUAAUAAGCACGAUAUGGCAAUCAAUUGGCCGGCAUCCCAUACCACAGUAAGCGGUUUCUCCUACCACACCAGCAUCGAGUACCUACGGCAGGGUUCGUUCCGGUCGCAGCAGUGCUACCCUCCAGCGGAAUGCACGACCACUGCUUCCGUUUGCCAGAAGUACACGCAACCGUACAAAGCGAACGACGAUAGGAUGUUUCUGCUGAAGCAUCCUACGAACUGUCUGUACAAACCACAACCGAGGUGGAGUGCCGGUAGUAACCAUAACUGAAGCACGCGCUUGAUUAUUGUAAUAAAUUAAUCCUGAUAAUUUUUCUAAACAUGUUCAACUUUCUUUUCCAAUGUGCACUGUGAUGACAAUUGCUGGGGAAAUUAAAGAAAGACCUAAGUUUUUCAU